AUGACUAAUUCAAAGGGUAAGAUUUGGUGUUUCUGGAGAGACAAUUGUACUGUCUCUAUCCUACAAAACCAUGAGCAACAUGUUACCCUUAGCAUCCAUAAGAACCAUGGUAGUGAUAAGAUAUAUGUCACAGCUGUGUAUGCAAAGUGUACUAAUACUGAAAGAAAAGACCUAUGGAACAGCUUGGAAGAUCUGAAUAAGUUAAUUAAAGGCCCAUGGAGUAUUGGUGGGGAGUUCAAUGUCAUUCUUCAUCCAGAAGAAAAGCUUGGAGGAUUAUCCCACAAAAACUCCAGAAGCUUUGAUUUUACAGAAUGUAUGGAUUCAUGUGGUAUGUCAGAUGUUGGUUUCAAUGGAUCGAGGUAUACUUGGUGCAACAACUGGAGACCAAACAAGAGGAUUUGGAUGAGGCUAGAUAAAGUGUUUAUUAAUGAUGAUUGGGCCACCAAGUAUGCUAACAACUCUGUCAGGCAUUUAGCUAGAACUAGCUCUGAUCACAGGCCAUUGCUUUUUAAAUGUGACAAUGGACAACUAUGUGGUCCCAAGUACUUUAAAUUCCUGGAUUUUUGGACUACUCAGAAUCAUUUUCUUGAGAUUGUUAGAAUGGACUGGAGCCAAAAUGUUACUAGGAACCCUGUGCGGAUUCUUCAAAACAAGCUUAGAAGUGUGGCUAAAAGACUUUCGGCAUGGUCAAGGGAAGAAAUUGGUCAUGUGCAUGAUCAAUUUGAUACGUAG
Messenger RNA from Lycium ferocissimum, 732 nucleotides. RefSeq lists its product as uncharacterized. Lineage: Eukaryota; Viridiplantae; Streptophyta; Magnoliopsida; Solanales; Solanaceae. The transcript has a single exon. The coding region runs from base 1 to 732 and encodes 243 amino acids. The record is from RefSeq and is a predicted model, not a curated record.